AUGAGACAGAUAAGAUGGCUCAAAUUUCUGAAGUAUUAUGAUUUUGUUUUGAGUUAUCAUUCGGGUAAAGCCAAUGUGUUAGUUGAUAUGUUGAGUAGGAAGUCCUUGCAUAUGUCGAUGAUGAUGGUUCGAGAAUUGGGAUUGAUUGAGCAGUUCCGAGACAUGAGUUUGGUAUGUGAAGAGACUCAUAACAAUGUGAAGUUAGGCAUGUUGAAGCUGACUACUGGCAUCCUUGAAGAUAUCAGAAAAGAUCAGAAAGUUAAUUUGGGAUUGAUUGACCUACUUGUAAUAAUCAACCAAGGUAAAAGAGGUGACUUCAUAAUCAACGAGAAUGGUGUGAUGAGGUUUAGAGGAGGGAUAGAUGGUCAGAUGGAGAAUCAUCCAACCCAUGGAGGAUCUGCUGAGGGCUUGUAUGCUAGAACAAGUAAGUACAAUGGAUACCUACUUGUCGUUUAUUGA
Molecule: messenger RNA, 459 nt
Organism: Lathyrus oleraceus (garden pea)
Lineage: Eukaryota; Viridiplantae; Streptophyta; Magnoliopsida; Fabales; Fabaceae
Exons: 2
Coding region: 1-459 (152 amino acids)
Source: RefSeq, a predicted model, not a curated record